GCGUAUAAUAACUGUAAUAUACACAGAAGCAGCUACAGCUAAGCGGUCGACUGGAAUAAGGAAAAACAAAAAGAAGAAUAACGGGGUAUUUGCCACGGCGUCUUAUUCCACGCCGUCAGAACUCUCCACCCCCUGCCGAAGUAUAUACAUGCACGCACACGCACACACUUGUUACCGCUGUUUGCUACGUGCGAGCGAGGACGCGUGGAGGAGCUUGGAGGAAGUGCUAUAGGUGUGCGCACAGCCCGAGACGGCCACCACUACGCGUGCAGAAGCGGCGAGGGAGCAUCGCGGCGGCGUCAGCGUACGCGCUGGUGGUCGGGCCUUGUAGUACGUGCGACGAUUUCAAGCAGCUCCGGCGAGUGUUUGAGGCUAGCUGGGUCUGGCCUGCUGCCGACGCCGCUGCAAUCGCUGCCUGUGCUACGACGGCGACGCCCCGUCGCUAGCGGCAGAGUUUAGAAGAGGUCAGCCAGCGGCAAGUGCGUCGUCGUUCGUUCGUUUCGAGCGCGCGGUCGCGCCUGUGUGUGUGUUUGUACGCGCGCUUGUGUAGACAGACGGUUGUACGACUUCUGCACCCGCAACGACGUCGCCCGUGCUAUCGUCUGGUCGCCGUCUGGAGCUCGUCGGCGCAGGACGCGCGUGAUCGUCUUGAAGACCUUGGUGAAUCGUAUUGUGAUUUGCGGUCGUGUAGUUGUGGUUCGACGCAUUUCCGUCUGCUUGCAGCGGUCAUCUGGACGUUCUUUCCUGCGACGUGCAAUUCGUUGCCAUCUCUUGGAUACAGUGAAACUGUCGGUCUUUAUGGUCCGAAAAAUAUGGAAAUAUUAGGAAGUCGAGUCAGAAGACGUGUGUGACUUUGUGGAAGUUCGGAACGUCCGUGCGUGUGCGCGUGUGUAGUGGUUGGUUGUCGAGUCACGAUUAAGACAGCUGUGACGCGGAUCGUUCAUUUGUGACGCGUAUGCGUGCUGGACUUCGACGGUCGCUGAACGAAUGACGAAAGACGAACACGUAAUGCUAGUAGCGAAAUGUAUACCUGGUUCCUAUAGGUCUCUGUACAUCCUGGUCGCCGGAGGUGUUUUGAAAGCUGUCUUCUCAGGAUACAUGGCGUCCUACUCUUGACUCGAAGCAUGCCUGCGUAUGCGUAUUGCGGAGUGAUCGCUUGCCGCCGUGUCUGAAGUGAUUAAUUCUUCGGCUUCCGGUUCACUGUCAAGCAAACCCGGAUUGCCAGUGGAACUGAGCUCCGAAACCGAGCCACCUUCAGUGCGGUUUCACCGCCUGUAGUUCGUUACCUUCGUUGCGAAAUAGACCUCUACACGCCGAGACAAGUGCGCGUACGUUGUCUGCGACGCGCUGUUCACUGGCGUGGCCAUCGUUUUUCCCUUAUGUAAACCGACGCUGUAUGGAAUGACUAACGUGUUUACAAACUUUGGUUACGCAUCCGCUCGUCAAACCGCCCUGAGAGAAUCUCUCGCUUAGUACGCGUCGCAGUUCGAAGGGCGUGGUGAAGUUUGUCGGCGCAUUUUAGCGCGUCUUCACAUUCGCAACAGAUUCGACUUUAACGAGUCACUCGCGUCAUAGGCGACGGCCAACGUCGAAGGUCAAGAAACUGUACCCCUUUGUCUUUCCUUAGACACGAUGUCAUAGGCGCAAGUGUUCGGCAGGCAACAGUAGUCUGACAUUUUCGCUUUCCGCGGCUUGGUAUUGAACAGUAUCGCGCUGAUUGUGGGAAAGGUGGAUGGUAACAGUGCGCGGCUGUAGUUCUGUGUCGAACCUUUCGUCGUGUUGAAGUAAAACGUCACCCAAAGGUCGAGGUCGAGGGAGGACGACAAGCUGGGCACCAGCACCGCGAAGGAAUAUGAAGACGCUGAAGCAGUGCAUCUCGGCUCCCUCAGAAGAAAGACCACAGAUGGCGGCGAUCAGAAAAAAACUAGUGAUAGUCGGAGACGGCGCCUGCGGAAAGACUUGUCUUCUGAUCGUCUUCAGCAAGGAUCAGUUUCCCGAGGUCUAUGUGCCCACGGUCUUCGAAAACUACGUCGCCGACAUCGAGGUCGACGGAAAACAGGUUGAGCUGGCCUUAUGGGACACAGCGGGGCAGGAGGACUAUGACCGGUUGCGGCCCCUGUCGUACCCGGACACAGACGUCAUCCUCAUGUGCUUUAGCAUCGACUCCCCGGACUCCCUGGAGAACAUCCCAGAAAAGUGGACGCCAGAGGUGCGCCACUUCUGCCCCAAUGUGCCCAUCAUUCUUGUGGGGAACAAAAAGGACCUACGCAACGACCCGCACACGCUGCGGGAGCUUGCCAAGAUGAAGCAGAAGCCUGUGGCGCCAGAGGAAGGGCGCACCAUGGCGGAGAAGAUCAACGCCUACGGCUACCUGGAGUGCUCUGCCAAGACCAAGGACGGUGUGCGCGAGGUGUUCGAGACUGCAACGAGGGCCGCCCUGCAGGUCAAGAGGCCGAAGAAGACAAAGUGCAUUCUGCUCUAGAGUGAAAACCUUUUCCCGUUCCCGGUGAGAAGCCAGAUGGGGGCUGGAGGAGCUUCUCUCGCUGCAGUGUCUGCGCCGCUUUGUUGUGCGUGCCGCCGCCGCCGCCUCUUCCCCGCUCCAUCUGCACUCUGCACUGUGCGUCAGGUGUCUCUGCCUCUCUUGUCCGUUGUCGUCAACAACCCGAGUCCCAUCUUCUCCUCUCCGUGCGUCGCUGCCAGGCCUCCGAGCCGAGCUGCGAGGGCCGGGCCCAGCUUGCUUCUGCGUUGGCCGUGCAAAGUUGCACGGCGAGGCCGUGGUUUUCCUUGAAUGUUGUUCGAGCUGCUGGCAUUUCGAGGGCUUCAAAGAAAGUGCCGGUCACGCUUCGUCGCCUUGUGCAAAAUAAGAAGAAACUCUUUGCCAGUUUGUGUCGCAUUGAAGGGCAUUUUGUGGUCAUGGGGGUGGUGCGAGUGUGUUUGGGCCGUUGACAACUUCCCUCUAUUUUUUCUUUUUUUUUUCCGUAAGCCUUCCGCAUGCCACAUUUGUUGUGCGAGGAUGAUGCCUAGGCAGGAAGGCCUAAGUGCAUGGAGAAGCAGUUUUGAGUGCUUGUUUUAGCUUUUAGCUUGUUUUAGAGCUUAAUCCAGCAAUUUCAGGCAAGCAGCAGACAAACUUAUGUUCCAAGUCUUGCUUGCCACAUGUUUGGAGGAGAGCGGCUUGUUCUGAAUUUUUGGUGCGAGUUGUUUCUCAUGCUUGGAUCGGGGAGUGCAGUUUGUGGUGGCCAGCUGCCUGCAACUGCAGUGGCACUGGCGCGAGUGAUUGGUCUUUGUACUUCACGUUUGCACGAGGUUUCUGACACUGUGUCUACCGCUGCACUUUGAACAGACCACUAACCAUGUUCAGUGUUUACCGAGUGUGGCUUAGUUUCGUGCGGCACUCACCAGCACUGUUUGUCAGAGCCCUUUUAGCCGAGCGCCAGGGAUUACAACGGCAAGUUAGUGCUCGUCAAAAGUAGGCAGCCCCCUAGACCAAGUGCCUGGAAAAAUUUUUCUGAACCAUUCCUCCCCCUCCUUUCUUUUGUCAGUUCUGGUCAGAUGCCUUGUGAAUAAUCCCAUCCUCCCUCCCACCAUCCCCCCCCUCCAAAUGGCUGUCUUUGCUAACACUGAGCAAAACGGAGGUGGAAAGCAGAGGGGACUGUGGAAUGUUGAAGUAACUCUUGAGCAGUAGUCGUUGCUUUCUUUAUUUAAAAAGUUGGUGCCUGCGACCUAGACUGGAGUUUCUCUGCAAGCUCUGUCUUUGUUAUAAAGUGUAAGCAGUGUUUCCUUGAAUAGCUUUUCUGCUUGAUGUUCAUUUUCUUUAUAUUCUGUUUCUAUUUCCGUCUUGCCUCGCCAUCGCGCGCUGGGAAGACUGCUACCCUAGCUUUGUUGUACGAUCGGUGUUGAAGCAUAAAUAGCUUGUUUUAGAGCUUAAAUCCAGCAAUUGUGCGGAUUGUGCCGAGAACUAGCGCUACGCUUUGUCUCUCUCUCUUUUUUUCUUUGUUACUUACUGCGAAGCUGGACCUGUAAAGUUACCUGUAAAGCAUGUUAACUAAGCAGCAUUGAAGUGAGUCAUGGCUGGCCCCGGAAAAUGCACACGAACUUGCUUGCUCUUCUGCUAGUUUGACCUUUAGUCCAUUCCCUGCUCCUUGUUUCGUUUGCCUGCCUAGUUUCUUAUGGAGCAAGUAUUGUAAACAGGACCAGACGUUUUUUUCACAUCUCAGGUGAGCGUUCUGAGAAAAAUUGUAAGGUUUUUAUGUAGAAGCCACUUGGAAGCGACUCAGGAAGGAGUUUUGUGUGAAUGGAGGACGUAGCCGUAACCUAAUUAACCUUGAAAAAGCGCUAAAUCGUGCCGAGUUUAUAACAUCGACAAGCACUCGAUGUCGAGCGUGCGUCAUGUUUCAUCUAUCCAGCCCCGCAGUGCCGCACCCACCGGUGCAUCUUUGCAAACUUUGUUCAUGCUUGUAUUGAUUGAUUCUGAACACAGCACUGUUCGUGAUACUGUACGCACUGUAGCCUCUGAACAUAGUGCAAAAAAGAGCGCUUGCUUGCAAGUCUUGACAUGAUUGCAGUAGCUUUUCCUUUGGCACUUGCUAAGUGUUCCUUCUACGUCUGUUCACAGAGAAAAAGCAAAUUUUUUAGUACCAUGACUCGGAGGUAAACCGAGAUGUAGCCGGGUGCUGAAAGUUUUGCCGAAAUGGAAUCCAUACGAAAAAAUUGCUUAAGUGCAUUGGUCGUUGGUGCACCUCUGUGUGUUAAGCAUUGUCAUUGUUGCUACCAAAGACGCUUGGUCAUUGUCUAAAUUGCGCACAUGAUUAUGUAUAUACAAUAUCCUCAUUGUGAUGUAUUUUGUACCGGGGGUGCCACCAGUAAAAGAUUUCAUACUAAGCUCUGGUCAUAGAAAGAUGUUAGUAGGCAAUGCUACGUAAUGACAGCUACGUAAAACGAUUACAGCUGGCUUUAAGAUUUCUCUUGCUUGUAAACAGCGCCUGGUCCACGUGAUUUGCUUAGUGCAAAUGUGGAAUAUUUGAGGACCAAGCGAGAUGUAAAAAUCAACCUCUCAAAAUUUCAUUCCAUCAUCCAAAAGUUGGUGCAAGCAGUUAGUGAGCAAGUUUUCAUGGAUGCACCUGUGCCGGUGGUCAUGCGACGGCCGUCUCAAGCAACCGGAACAAGCUGUCUCAAGCCGGAACAACUACUGCUUCAGUGUUCUUUCAGCAUUGUCUUUUGCAGCAUCGCCAAACACUUCCUUCGACUAGUUCUGUGCACUGGCACAAACAAACGGCGGGCACAUUUUUUAAUUGCACUUGUGUGAGGCUGAGUGAUUGUUGUCUGUACGGUACUAUAUACAUUAUUUGUAAUCUAUUGCAGAGAAAGAGCUUUAUUUUUGUUUUUUUUUGUGUCGGUGUUGUUGUGGCUUGUCUCCGUGGAAGAAGCCUAAAGCGGACAUCACAAUGAAGAGCUUCGGGAAUGUUGCGGAUUUCUACGGCUUUCGUGAGGAAGUGUUGCUGCCGUGAAUUACCACUGUUUUGCUACAUGGCUUCUGUGGUUUUUUUUUGCUCCUCACGAGGUCAUCGCCAUUGCUCGCGAGUUAAUCAUCCUCCAGAGUGUCUUUUAUUAUUUUUUUCUAGGCAUUUCUAACCGGAAACGUGGCAAGGUGCGAUGAUGCCAUCUUAACUAAGAGAAGAUGUCUCAUUCUCUCUCUCCUCUUGUACAUAUUAAAAAAAAGAAAGCUAUGUCCGCGUUUCCUUUUGUUUUUUUGACGUCGCUGUUUUCACCUCCUGUUUCUGUACCAGUGCCGAGCAUUUGUGAUGACGGCGCAUUUUUUAUACGGGGAAGCAAGACAGCUUAGUGCAUUGUUCUGUCGGUUAUGUGUAUGGUAGGCCUCCUGUAACUAUUAUUAUUAUUAUUAAAGCAUACUUUUGGUGAAAA
This is a messenger RNA of Dermacentor andersoni, 5919 nucleotides long. Its product is annotated as ras-like GTP-binding protein Rho1. Gene Ontology annotation, biological process: small GTPase-mediated signal transduction. Gene Ontology annotation, molecular function: GTP binding; GTPase activity. NCBI's taxonomy places the organism in Eukaryota, Metazoa, Arthropoda, Arachnida, Ixodida, Ixodidae. The record is from RefSeq and is a predicted model, not a curated record.